AGAUCACUUCGGGAGGCCUUAGCUGAGCUGGGUCUGCCCCGCUUCUGACCUCUGCCUAGGGCCUUAGGCCCCCAGGGCCAGGGGCGGGGCUGAUUUCCCCAGCUUCCCGCUCCGGUGGGACUAUAACAAUGAAAGUAAAAGAGGUGGGGCGGGGGGCCAGGCGUGGGCUUCUUUGGUCCCAGGGCCCUGUGUCCUAAGCAGCCCCUCCCCCUGGUUUGUACUGGGGGAUCUGCUUGAGGUGAGUUUGAGGUCCCUGGGUCAGGGGUGGGCGGUUAUCAAGCCUGGUCUGGAACUUCUCAGACUGCCCUCGUCAGCCACAAACUCAGUUCUAAGUGCUCCCCAUCCCCCCAACGCCCUUUCCCUCCUCCUUCAAACCAUCACUAGAAAAAGUCUUGAGCCUUGCUCACCCGGAGCCAUCUGAGGUCCCGGGUACCCAUCUCCCCGACACACCAAUGACCCUCCUUGCACUGAGUGAACUGAUAAAAAACAAGUGGAGGUGAGCCCGGCCUCGAAGGGAAGGUUAGUGGGUGCGGUGGCCGCUCCGGGCCCGUGACACCAAGACGUACUCCGGGGCCCGCGGUGGGCAAGCCAAGUGGUGACCUGAGAGCUGAACCUGCUACGAGAAGGAAAAGCAGACAGGCCCAGACCAGGGAAAGGGGAGGAGAUAGAGCGCUGGGGCUGCUCGGAGGAGACCUGAGCCGGCAGUGCCCGGGAAGACCGCGCUCCUGGGCCGGAGACCCGGAGAUCAGAGGAUGCAGCACCGAGGCUUCUUCCUUCUCGCCCUUCUCGCCCUCUUGGUGGUCACGUCCGCGGUGGCCAAAAAAAAAGAGAAGGUGAAGAAGGGCGGAGAGUGUUCGGAGUGGACCUGGGGACCCUGCACCCCCAGCAGCAAGGACUGCGGCAUGGGUUUCCGCGAGGGCACCUGUGGGGGCCAGACCCAGCGCAUCCAUUGCAAGGUGCCCUGCAACUGGAAGAAGGAAUUUGGAGCCGACUGCAAAUACAAGUUUGAGAGCUGGGGGGCGUGUGAUGCGAGCACUGGCACCAAAGCGCGCCAAGGGACCCUGAAGAAGGCUCGCUACAAUGCCCAGUGCCAGGAGACCAUCCGCGUGACCAAGCCCUGCACCUCCAAGAGCAAGUCGAAGACCAAAGGUCAGCGGAUAUGGUGGGGUUGUGGAUCGGGGCUCCUUCACGCUCUCUCUACAGAGCAGGCAUCCAGUUAGGAAUGGGCAGGUGCUUGAGGGCCACUCUCAGGAGAUGCUAAACCCUCUGCCCAGGUAGGAACUACUCUUUCUGUUGGAUCGCCUGAUCUGGGUUCCCGGAAAAGGCUUGUCUUUGUCACCUGAGGAAGGUGGGGUAGGAUCAGGGAGGAGUUCACUUCGCGCUUAAAGCUCUAAGAAGUCUGUCCCCCAGGGACAUGCUGCGACCUGACUCCCAACAGCUCUUCAGGCCAACAGGGCAGAGGUCACUCUGCCCACUUCUCCUGUGAGGAGCUUGGACAUACUCUGAUCCUGGAUGAAAAUAGAAAGUGGAAAGUCAGGCUUGGCGGCUCCUGCCUAUAAAAACAGCAGCAGCACUCCAGGCCUGAGGCCGGAGACCGCCCUGCUGUUAGUUCAAGGUUACAGACUGAGACCUGAGACUAUCUUUUUUGUUUAAAAAAAAAAGGGGGGGGGGGUUAAAAAGUUGAAGGACUAAAGAAAGGCCUGGCAUCACAUGGCUGCCUCUUCCACCACUUCCAGGUUAACGCAUCAGUCGCCACUAGGGGGCAGGAUCGUCUCUCCCUGAUAGACUUGUCUGUGUUGUCUGGUGGGUCUGAGCUUGGUCACCCACCGCACUAACACAUUUCUUUAUUGUUUUCCAGCCAAAAAAGGAAAAGGAAGGGACUAAGGCGGGAGGCCUCUGGCCUCACCUGAAGCCUGGACGGAGCCCUCCUCUCCCGCAGGCCCAAGAUAUAACCCACCAGUGCCUUUUGUCUUCCUGUCAGCCUUGUCAAUCACGCCUGCCCUCUCACGCCCACACCAAGUGCCCAAAGUGGGGAGGGACAAGGGAUUCUGGGAAGUGAGCCUCCCCAUUCCCCCUUUUGUUCUCCCCACCCUGAUACCUGUUAUUAAGAAAUGAAUAAAAUAA
Apodemus sylvaticus (European woodmouse) is the source of this 2124-nucleotide messenger RNA. RefSeq names its product midkine (gene Mdk). Lineage: Eukaryota; Metazoa; Chordata; Mammalia; Rodentia; Muridae. The record is from RefSeq and is a predicted model, not a curated record. The coding region runs from base 753 to 1220 and encodes 155 amino acids. The transcript is spliced from 4 exons. Gene Ontology annotation, molecular function: growth factor activity.